Messenger RNA from Amphiprion ocellaris (clown anemonefish), 2345 nucleotides. It is a transcript of the gene ash2l, whose product is annotated as ash2 like, histone lysine methyltransferase complex subunit. The record is from RefSeq and is a predicted model, not a curated record. Gene Ontology annotation, cellular component: Set1C/COMPASS complex. The transcript is spliced from 17 exons. Gene Ontology annotation, molecular function: protein binding; transcription cis-regulatory region binding. Lineage: Eukaryota; Metazoa; Chordata; Actinopteri; Pomacentridae. Bases 33 to 1814 code for a protein of 593 amino acids.
CGCGAUAAGCUAUGUUUUCAUUGAUUUGAAACAUGGCGUCGGAGGUAGAGGCGGGCUGCGCUGCUACGACAGAACCGGAGACAGGAGAGGGGGAUGCUGCAUUUGGGGAACUACCCACCACCAUGGAUACUGAAUCAUCAAAUGGCAAAGAAGGAGUGGAGGCAACUGGGGAAGGCUCAGAGGCUGCUGAUGCUCUCACUGGAUCUGGAGAUGAGGAGAGUGGGAGGCAACUGGGGGAGGUGGAGCUGCAGUGUGCUUUGUGCAUGAAGUGGUUCACAGCAGACACAUUUGGCAUCGACACUGCGACCUGUCUGCCCUUCAUGACCAAUUAUGUGUUUCACUGCAACGUCUGCCAUCACAGCGGCAAUACAUACUUCCUCAGGAAACAAGCAAACCUGAAGGAGAUGUGUCUCACAGCUUUGGCAAACCUCACAUGGCGGUCUAGAACACAAGAAGAGCACCCAAAGACCAUGUUCUCCAAAGACAAGGACAUUAUACCGUUUAUUGACAAGUACUGGGAGUGCAUGACAACUCGUCAGAGACCGGGGAAGCUCACCUGGCCCAACAACAUAGUGAAGACAAUGAGCAAAGAGCGAGAUGUUUUCCUGGUGAAGGAGCACCCUGACCCUGGCAGUAAAGACCCUGAGGAGGAGUACCCCAAAUUUGGCCUUUUGGACCAAGACCUGGGAAACAUUGGACCCUCGUAUGACACACAGAAACAGACCACUGCUACUCCCACGACUGGUGGGCUCAAUGGUGGAUCUUCUUUCUCAGGUGCUUUGGCCCCUGGCCCAGGAAAAGGAAGAGGGGCCAAACGUAAACAACAGCAGCAACAAGAGGGAGCAGCUGCUGGAGCGACGAAGAGAACACGAAGUGACCCUCUGUUCUCGGCCCAGCGGCUGCCUCCUCAUGGUUACCCACUAGAGCACCCAUUUAAUAAGGAUGGAUACCGUUACAUCCUGGCAGAACCGGACCCCCACGCUCCGGACCCAGAGAAGCUGGAGCUGGACUGCUGGGCCGGCAAACCCAUACCUGGUGAUCUGUACAGAGCCUGUCUGUACGAGAGGGUGCUGCUGGCCUUACACGACAGAGCCCCUCAGUUGAAAAUCUCUGACGACCGUCUAACGGUGACUGGAGAGAAAGGUUACUCCAUGGUCCGAGCUUCCCACGGUGUGCGGAAAGGCUCCUGGUACUUUGAGGUUUCUGUUGAUGACAUGCCUCCAGAGACUGCAGCCAGACUGGGCUGGUCUCAACCACUUGGUAACCUGCAGGCUCCUUUGGGUUAUGACAAGUUCAGCUACUCAUGGCGCAGUAAGAAGGGCACACGGUUUCACCAUUCAAAAGGAGAGCAUUACUCCUCAGGCUAUGGUCAGGGAGACACGCUAGGCUUCUUCAUAGAGCUGCCUGACGAGACAGAGACAGCCAAGGCUCUGCCUGAUACAUACAAGGACAAGGCACUAAUCAAGUUCAAGAGCUACCUGUAUUUUGAAGAGAAGGACUACGUGGACAAAGCAGAGAAAAGCCUCAAGUCAAUGAGCCCCAGCAGGAUGGUAUUCUAUAAAAAUGGAGUGAAUCAAGGUGUCGCAUAUGAAAACCUCUUUGAAGGGCUCUACUUCCCCGCUAUCUCUCUGUACAAGAGCUGUACGGUGUCUGUCAAUUUUGGGCCACAUUUCAAAUACCCUCCAAAGGAUGUUAAGUACCAACCGAUGAGUGAUAUGGGAUGGGGAGCCGUGAUUGAACACACGCUGGCUGACAUGCUGUACCACGUGGAGACGGAAGUGGACGGAAGACGCAGUCCUCCGUGGGAAGGAUGAAGACCUGAACUCAGUACUUGUGCACCCUAGACAAAACAUUGCUCCACCUUUACACAGUAAAAUUCAAGCACCACGUACUGCAGUAAACAGUAGUUCAAAGAGCCACCGUUGCAGCUCCUGUGAUGUUCAUUUAGCAAACAAAAAGUUACCAGCUGUAGAGCUAUUACGCUGAGUUAAUAAUGGAUUCGUUUGCCAUCAGGAGACAUUCUGCACCGAAAUUUUGAUAACUAAAUUUACUUACCUUUGGUGCUUUGGCGUCAAAUGUAUAUUUUAGAGUUGUUAUGCUGUAGCAAGAACUUACUGGAGGACAGUUUAACACAUAUUUUGGAUAGUAUGCUGAACCUUCGAUGUUCGGCAGCCAAACGGACCCACUUCAGCAUUUCACACUGUCACUCUGUAGACAGGAGUUGAUUCUGCUGUCUUUAAUGCUCUUUGUUGUUUGCUAACUUUAUUUGUUUGAUAAUGUGUGCCAUUUCUUCACUCUUUUAUACUCUUGGUUAAAUAAAAAAAUGCUACAUUGACAAAGUUGAA